AGCGGUGCGAGGCACGUCAACAGCCGCCGUCUGAAACUGGAUUUAUCAUCUGUAGCUGACUAUUCGAAUUUCCGUCGAUUAAUAAGGAGCAUAUCAUCUCUUAAUAUACGUAUUUAAAUAUCUGUUUUUUGCAAACCAUCGGGUGCUUCAACAAUGAAUCCGUUGUGCGGUAGAUGUAACAAAGUCGUGUAUCCCACGGAAAAAGUGAAUUGUCUGGACAAGUUCUGGCAUAAGGGAUGCUUCAGCUGUGAGGUGUGUAAGAUGACUCUAAACAUGAAGAAUUAUAAAGGCUUUGAGAAGAAACCAUACUGCAACGCACACUACCCAAAGACAACGUUCACCAGUGUUGCUGAUACUCCAGAGAACCUGCGUCUGAAGCAGCAGAGCAAGAUGCAGAGCCAGGUGCUGUAUAAGGAGGAGUUUGAGAAAAGUAAAGGGAAGGGCUUCAGUGUUGUGACAGACACACCAGAGAUGCAGAGACUCAAGAAAACACAAGACCAAAUCAGCAACAUUAAAUACCAUGAGGACUUUGAGAAGAGCCGGAUGGGAGGAGAGGCACCUCCUCAACAGCCACCACAGCAGAACACGACUCCAGCGUAUCAGCCGCCAGCAGCCUCUCAGAACUACCACUAUGAGCCAGAGCCUGUCCGUCAAGCCGCUGCCCCGCCCCCCAGCGCUGGGAAGCGUUACCGGGCGGUGUACGACUACGUGGCAGCGGAUGAGGACGAGGUGUCGUUUUCGGACGGCGACAUCAUCGUGGACGUGCAGCCGAUCGACGAGGGCUGGAUGUAUGGACGGGUGGAGCGCACGGGACAGCAGGGCAUGCUCCCCGCCAACUACGUGGAGGUCAUCUAAAACAAACCGCCAGGGAGGGAUGGAGGAAAGAGAGGGAUCAUGUAAAAAAAAAAAAAAAAGAAAAAGAAAAGAAAGGAA
Chanos chanos (milkfish) is the source of this 933-nucleotide messenger RNA. RefSeq names its product LIM and SH3 protein 1 (gene lasp1). Gene Ontology annotation, cellular component: focal adhesion. The coding region runs from base 154 to 855 and encodes 233 amino acids. Gene Ontology annotation, molecular function: actin filament binding. NCBI's taxonomy places the organism in Eukaryota, Metazoa, Chordata, Actinopteri, Gonorynchiformes, Chanidae. The record is from RefSeq and is a predicted model, not a curated record. The transcript has 7 exons.